Aspergillus niger is the source of this 1143-nucleotide messenger RNA. RefSeq lists its product as uncharacterized. Gene Ontology annotation, molecular function: amino acid transmembrane transporter activity. Gene Ontology annotation, biological process: amino acid transmembrane transport. Lineage: Eukaryota; Fungi; Ascomycota; Eurotiomycetes; Eurotiales; Aspergillaceae. The transcript is spliced from 7 exons. The record is from RefSeq and is a predicted model, not a curated record. The annotation marks the transcript as partial. Gene Ontology annotation, cellular component: vacuolar membrane.
AUGCCUGUUACAUUUGAAGUCCUAACGAUACCAGUCAUGAUAGCAGAGACCAUAUCUCUGCGAAUCCUGGCUUUCCCCAAAGUGCUAGCUACAUUGGGCCUUCUCCCUGGUAUUGCCGUUAUCAUAGGUGUCGGGGUGCUGACUACCUACACAGGACUAGUCAUUGGAGACUUCAAAUGUCGCUAUCCUCAGGCACAUAGCAUGGCUGAUGCCGGAACCAUAUUGUGGGGAAGGAUUGGCUGUGAAAUCCUAGGUGCUGCUCAGCUUAUCUUCUUCGUAUUCAUAAUGGGUAGCCAUAUACUGACCAUUUCCGUCAUGAUGAGCGUUCUUACCGGCUACUCGGGCUGUACAGUUCUGUUUUCCGUGGCUGGAGGAUUGCCUUCGAACGUCUUCACCAUCCCGCGACGUCUCGAAAGCCUGUCAUUUCUCUCCUCGCCAUACUCAAACAUCAUCACCGCCUACGUUUCACGAUCAAUAAUUUCCAUUGCAAAUAUUGUAUUUGCGUAUGCUGGACAUGUCGCCUUCUUUGCGUUCUUUUCAGAGCUCCGGGGCGUGAGGGACUACCCGAGGGCAUUAGCUUUAUUGCAAAUGAGUGAGGUGACGCUCUACAUGGUGACGGCUAUCGUAAUACAUGUGCUGGUUGGAAAUGAUGUUGCCUCCCCGUCCCUCAAUUCAGUCAGUCCGCUCUUCAAGAAGAUAUCAUAUGGUAUCGCAAUCCCGACACAGGAAUGCCAUGCACUCACGUCCCCUUGGUGCAAUAUCUCUAUGGGCCGCUGUAUGCGUGACUCUAUGGUUUUUGGCCUGGGUAGUUUCGGAAAGCACACCGGUAUUCAACGAUAUCUUGGGCCUUGCAAGCUCAUUCUUUGCCAGCUGGUUUAUUUUCAAUCUUCCAGGCGUGUUUUGGCUUUACCUCAAUGUACAUGGGAAGCCUCUAAACUGGAAGCAGACAAUUCUGAUAGGCUUCAAUUGCAUCAUUGUCACCAUCGGAGUAGUUAUGUGUAUAUUUUGGGGUAUACUCAUCUAUCAGAUCAAUUAAAAGCAAUGUUAGUGAGGGUGUCAUUCGAAGGAGGUUCUCCUGUGCAGCUAGGUCAAAAACUAGACUUGUGCCUGCAAGAACCUUCUUCACUUUACCAAAUUAUUACA